AUGCCCUUCCCGGAGACACAAAAAAAUGAGCCCAUUGCUCUCAUCGGCAGCGCGUGCCGAUUCGCUGGCGGGUGUAACUCGCCCUCUCAGUUGUGGGAGCAUCUCCGGGCACCACACGACAUCCGCAGCGAGAUUCCCGAUAGUCGGUUUAACGCCAAGGGCUACUAUCACCCAAACAGUUCUUCCCAUGGUCACACCAACGUCCAGUUCUCAUAUGUGCUGGACCAAGACCCAGGCGCAUUUGACGCCGGGUUCUUUGGUGUCAACCCAAUGGAGGCAAAGUGCAUUGACCCUCAGCAGCGGAUGCUCCUAGAGACGGUAUACGAAGCUGUUGAAUCCGCGGGUCUGACUACUGAGGGCUUGCGAGGGAGUGAUACUUGCGUCUACGCUGGAAUUAUGCGGAAUGACUACGAGAUAUUAGGGCUUCGCGACAUGGACCACUUGGGGCCUCAGAGUGCAACGGGGAUUAUGCAAACAGCUGCAUCAAGCCGAGUCUCAUAUUUCUUUGACUGGCACGGCGCCUCGCCUUGCGUGCUGGCGACUCACGCGUCGCCGUUGCCUGCGGAACCAACCUUACCCUUGGUCCAGAACCACGCGGAUGGCUACGGGCGAGGAGAGGGUGUGGGAGCCAUCAUCCUCAAGACGCUCGCUCAGGCGGUUGCAGACGGGGAUGACAUUGAAUGCAUUAUUCGGGAAACUGGCAUCAACCAGGACGGAGCAAGUGCCGGACUAGGUGCGCCCAACGCCGACGCACAGGCGGCCCUGAUACGCAGCGUAUACACCAAAGCUGGUCUGGAUGCCAGGAAUCCAGCACAUCGACCUCAGUUUAUCGAGGCUCAUGGGACCGGAACGCCAGCUGGCGAUCCGGCCGAAGCCGAAGCCCUGAGCACUGCAUUCUUCGGCCCAGGCGAGGACGCAGGCGACAGCCCUAUAUAUGCCGGCUCAGCCAAGACAUUUCUGGGCCAUACAGAGGCCACAGCCGGCAUCGCGGCACUGGUCAAGUCGGCACGAGCAUUGCGGAAGUCCAUCAUUCCUCCCAACCUCCACUUCAACCAACUCAACCCGGCCGUUGCACCCUUCUAUGGGAACAUCCAGAUUACCAACACGGCCAAGCCCUGGCCGACUCCAUCCCGGAACCAGCCCAAGCGAGUCAGCGUCAACGGUUUCGGCCUCGGAGGGGCCAAUGCUCACGUCAUUCUGGAGAGUUACGAGGAACCAGCCCUCGUUGAGGACUGCCGAACCCCCUUCGCGCCCUUCGUCUUUUCGGCCCAGUCGAACGCAAGCCUCCGAGCCAACCUCUCGGCGUACCUCGCGCAUCUGGAUGCUCACCCCGAGACCGACCUGGGCGAUCUGGGCUUUACACUGCGAGAGCGUCGGUCUGCCUUCCAACAUCGCGUUGCGUUUGCAGCGGCCUCGAUAGAGGACCUAAAGUCCAAAAUGCGCGACAGUCUAGAUCCUGGCAAGGAUGACGAUCGCAUUCUCGGCGUCUUCACAGGCCAGGGAGCACAAUAUCCCCGCAUGGGGGCUGAGCUGAUUGAGAAGUCGCCGCUGGCUCGACAAAUUGUCCAAAGGCUAGAAUCAUAUCUGGCCGAGCUCCCAGCCGAGGACCGCCCAACCUGGUCGCUCGAGGCUGAGAUGCUGGCUGACGCUUCCGUCUCUCGUCUCGGCGAACCCGACGUUUCACACCCGCUCUCCGCAGCAGUGCAGAUUGUUAUGGUCGAUGUCCUGGCCUCGGCAAACGUACGAUUUGAUGUCGUGGUUGGCCAUUCGGGCGGCGAGGUUGCCGCAGCCUACGCCGCCGGUUAUCUGAGCGCUCGUGAUGCCAUGUGCGUGGCGUACUAUCGGGGAAUGCAUUGCAACAAGUCCUCAAGUCCCAAUGGAGAAGGGAUAAAGGGGGGCAUGCUGGCGGUAGGGACCUCUCUAGAAGAUGCCACGGAGCUGUGUAAGGCAGACGAGUUCGUCGGCCGCAUCACGGUGGCAGCGAGCAAUUCGUCGACAAGCACAACCAUCUCUGGAGACGAGGAUGCCCUCGAGGAGCUGGCCGUCAUCAUGGAAGACGAGAAUAAGUUUCACCGCCGGCUAAAGGUUGAUCAAGCCUAUCACUCAAAGCACAUGCUGCCUUGCCGGGAGUCCUACAUAGAGUCGCUCAGGCGCGCGGGCGUCAAGUCAAAGCAAGCCGGGGAGAUGACACGGCGCACCACCUGGUACUCCAGCGUCAACGAAGGCAUGCUUAUAGAUCCGUCCAGCGACCAGCUUGGCGAUCUAUACUGGUCCCGAAACAUGGUACAGCCGGUGCUCUUCUCCCAGGCCCUUGCCUCGGCAGUCGAGGCCGCCAACAGUAGCGGUAGACCGCUUGCGGCCGCCGUUGAGGUCGGGCCUCAUCCGGCACUUGCAGGCCCCGCGAGCCAAGUUGUCCAGGAGGUUCUUAACACCAGGCUGCCAUACCACGGCUGUCUCCAACGCGGGACUGAUGCUCAGCAAGCUUUCUCCGCAUGCUUGGGCUUUCUUUGGCAGCACCUUGACCCGGCGACGGGCGUGCCGAGCCUGCAACACUGCGAGGUCGCGCUCUCGUGCCGCGAGCAAGAGACGCCGAGGUCAAAGGUGGUCAAAGAUCUGCCAACCUACCGGUGGAACCACGAAGCCAGGCACUGGUACGAGUCGAGAAAGUCUCGGCGUAUACGGCUUCGCGAUCAGCCAUACCAUCAACUGCUGGGGCACAUGUCACCCGACAGCGAGCCCCACGCAUUGCGGUGGAGCAAUGUCUUGAAGGUCAGCGAGCUGCCUUGGCUCGAGGGACAUAGAGUACAGAACCAGAUCUUGUUUCCCGCUGCUGGUUUCGCGUCAACGGCUAUCGAAGCGGCACGCUUCCUAGUGCCUGGCCAGGAAUGGACCAGUAUCCGCAUGGUUGAACUGGACAGUUUCAACAUUCACCAUUUCAUCUCCUUUGACGAAAACGACACGGGCGUUGAGGUUCGCGUCGAGCUCUCACAAGUCUCUACCGCAGCUCCCAACUGCAUCAGGGCCAACUUCACAUACUUGGCGGCCAGAAGUCUCGAUGACGAUAUGGAUCUCCGGGUAGUAGCUGAGGCACAACUCAAAGUCUGCCUGGGGGAGACCGCUCUCGACCUGCUACCGCAGCGUCCGCCGACGUUGCCACACGUCAUUCCUGUCGAGCCUAGUCGGCUUUACGAUUUCUUUCACAGUCUCGGGUUUAACUUCUCGGGACCUUUCUGCUCCCUGACUUCAAUCGAGCGCAAGCUCGACAAUGCAUUCUGCGUCGCCAAGAAGGCGACAACGUCUUCGGUUGGGCGCGAUGAGGCUCGUCAACUGCUCGUCCAUCCAGUCGACCUAGACGCUGCGUUUCAAACUACUGUGGUCGCAGUCGGAUACCCUGGCGAUGGCGGAUUGUUCGCCUUGCAUGUGCCUACAACCAUCGAGGUUAUGAGAGUCAACCCUGCUCUUCUGGUCCUUGAGAGAUAUCUCAGGAGCGACUACCACGACAUAAACUGUACAAUACAUAUCCCUCGAGACCUACAAGCACCCGGAACCGGCUUCUAUGGGGACAUCAACUUGUACCCGUCCUGUUCAGAGACGGGGCAGUCCUGCGCAGCUAUCCAGGUGAUGCAGAUUCAGUUCAAACCCCUUAACGCAAACGAACACAGCGAACGAACCAUUAUCUACACAACGCACUGGAUCCCAUCAAAAGUGGACGGCGUUGCUGCCACCUCGAGUCCUCGCAUUACGAAACAUGGCCGGGAGCUCAGGGCGGCCGUGCUGCGGAUGUCUGCCUUCUUCCUUAGACAGCUUGAUGACGCCGUUCCCACCGACUCCCCAGAAAGGCAGCGAGGCUCCAAUCGUCACUAUCUCAACUUUGCUCGGCAUACGACGGCGCUGUGGAGGCGCGGAGGGUACCCGUGGAUGAAACAGGAAUGGCUCAACGAUAGUCUUCAAGACGUGGAGGACGACAUCAAGGCUAAAGGGGUGGGAGGAACAGUCGAUGUCCGGUUGCUGCGCCAAGUGAACGAGAAUAUGCCCGAAGUCUUAAGGGGGGAGACGAAAAUGCUGGCUAAUUUCCGCAAUUCACGACUCCUUGAAGAAUACUAUAAUGAUGGCUUUGGGGCCAAGCAAACAAGCCUUUGGACAGCUAACGUAGUCAAGCAACUGACGGAUGUCAAUCCUCACCUCAGGAUCAUGGAAGUUGGCGCUGGGACCGGCGCCACCACGAAGCCAAUCUUGAAUGCCAUUGGCCACGAUUUUGACGAAUUCACCUUCACCGACAUUUCGACCAGCUUCUUCGAGAACGCGGCCGAAAUCUUCACGCCAUGGAGAAACCAAAUCACCUUCAAGACGUACAACGCCGACAGGGACCCCGUGAAGCAAGGAUUUCGGGCGGGCGAGUACGACGUUGUCAUCGCCUGCAUGGUGAUUCACGCCUGCAUCAGGCUAGAAGAGGCGAUACGGCAUUUACGCACGUUACUCAAACCCGGCGGCAAGCUAAUCCUCGCGGAAUCUUCCGUUGAUAGCUUCAGGUAUGUCCAUGACGGGUUCGUAUUUGGGACUUUGGCGGGCUGGUGGCGAGGCGUAGACGAGGGACGUAUUCUGAGUCCCCUGGCGAGCGUCUCUGAGUGGGAAAGCAUCCUAAAGCGCACCGGCUUUUCAGUUAUUACUGUAGAUGCGCGGGUUGACUUCAUCCGAGAUCCCAUUUCCGCCGCGGCCGCCAUGGGACCGAUGUACGGCAAGGUGGUCGUCCUGGGAGGGGUGAGCCUGCCGAUAGCCAGGCUGGCUCGAGAGCUCGCAGGCAUCCUCAGGCCACUUGUUGGCACUAUCUUGAGUUACAGGAGACUAGAGGAUAUGGACGAUCAGGGUGAUGAUGACCACGAUACAACCGUCGUCAGCUUAACGGAUCUCGAGCAGCCCGUGUUCAAGGACAUGACACCCGAGAGGUGGUAUAAGCUCAGGCGCCUGUUUCAGAUGGAAAAGACUAUCCUAUGGCUCAGCAGCGGCCGUCUGCAAGACGAGCCGUACUGCAACAUGGCUGUCGGGCUUGGACGCUAUGCGGCCCGGGAGGAGAGCAUUCGCCUGCAAUGCCUCGAUGUCGCGGACCCCAGCCAAAUCGGUGCUCGCGCUGUCGCCGAGACGCUUCUACGCUUCACCAACACGAGCCUAGACGAUGAGGAUCUGCUGUACACCAAGGAGCCUGAGAUAGUUAUGGACGCUGAGGGGCGUGAGCUCGUGCCUCGGCUGUUUCCUGUCCCUGAAGCCAACGACCGUAUCAACUCGGCCCGGCGGCGGGUGUUCCACCAGGUCGACAUGAGUAGGUCGGUAGUUGAGCUACAGCAGCAUCGCCUCGGCUGUCACCUGAGGGAGCUUUCUCGAUAUGAGACGUCGAAAAGCCUUGUAUCGCACGACUCGUCAAGGAAUAGUAUCCAGCUCCGCACCACCCACUCCAUCCUGUCUGCCUUGAGGGGACCAGCUGGGUGCCGCUUCAUCGCUCUCGGAGUGGACCAAGGAACUGGAGCUCGGUAUCUGGUAUCGAUCCCUUCGCUUGCCUCUGUUCUCAGAGUCGACAAGGAAUCCGCUGUGGCUUGCAACAGCCUCUUUGGAUUGUCGGAAGUCGCCUUCCUUUCGCGAGUCGCUGCUCAUCUGGCUUCCAUGGCUAUUAUCGACCCCCUCCAUCCAGGGCAGAAGGUUCUUGUCCACAACGCCACUGCCAUGAUCGCCGCGGCCAUAAACACCCAAGCCUCACGAAGGGGCGUCACAGUGACAUUCUCGACAGACUCGGCCGACAAGGAAGCUCCAGAUUCGUGGAUCAGACUUGCACCGUUUCUCGGGUCCUCUGACAUCGACCAGGUGGUGGCCGCCGACACAGCCUGUUUCGCCGGGUUUUCCGUCGUUCCUUCAGAAAAUGAGCUCGUCUUGGCUUCUGGCCUCUCGUCACAGUGCCGCACAGAGACUUUCCAGACCAUACUUUCUCCGAAGGGAGACGACGCAGGCGAGGCGUUCCCUGCCGGCUUGGUCAAGCACCAUCUGGAGCGAGCCUUAGGCUACAUUCGCGACGGUGAGGGAAGCAACCCGGUCGUUUCCGAGAAGGUCAGUCUGGAGCUCCUCGUCGCCGAGCAAAGGCCCGCAGAUCCCCUCGCAAUCGUCGAUUGGACUGCAUUGCCGGCAUUUCUACCCGCCCGGGUUGAGAGUUUCGAUUCUCGGCCAAUGUUUAAAAGUGACCAGACAUACUGGCUCGUAGGUCUUUCAGGAGAUUUUGGCGUAUCUUUAUGCGACUGGAUGAUCAAGGGAGGCGCGAGAUAUCUUGUCCUUUCCAGCAGAAACCCAAAGAUCGACCCUGGCUGGAUCGACGACCAUGCGAGACGAGGCGCUAUGAUCAAAACAUACUGCUGCGACGUGACCGACGAAGAGGCCAUCAAGCGUGUGCAUCAGACCAUUGUUGAAGCUCUCCCGCCUAUCGCUGGACUGAUGAACGGCGCCAUGGUACUCAAUGACGUCUUCACACGCAACAUGAGCUAUGAUCAAGUAAUGGAGGUGAUCAGGCCAAAAUUCCUUGGAACCACCUACCUGGACCGCCUUUUCCACGACGUCAAUCUCGACUUUUUCGUGCUAUUCUCCUCCGUGGCAACUAUCGCCGGGAGCGCCGGCCAGGCAAAUUAUGCAGCAGCAAACAUGGGCAUGGUUACUGUGGCACAAAACCGCAGAGAGCGUGGUCUCCGCGUGUCUACGAUCCACCUGAGCCCUGUUAUUGGCCUGGGCUAUAUAGUCCGUUCCCCUCGUUAUCUGAACGCGAUGCUUGACGAGAAGACGUUGAUGCUCAUAUCCGAACAAGACUUUCACCAGCUUGUUGCGGAGUGCAUCGAGGCGGGAUACCUGGACAACCCGGCAGGGCCCGAACUAUGGGUUGGGUUAGAUGAUGUAGCGCUAAAGCGACUCCAGGGCCCUGGCUCGUGGCUUUCUGAUCCCAAGGUCGCCCGCUUUGCUGGUCAAAAUACGGUCGAGUACAUCAACGGAAAUAAUAAGACCACCUCGGUGAGCAUCGGAGAUCGUCUACAGACAUGCAGGUCGGAUGAGGACGUCCUCGGGGUCAUCAAGGAAGCCCUUGGUACUCAACUGCGCAAAGCCUUGCUGGUGUCAACAAGUGACGAUGACCUGAUGAGGAUGGGCGGCGUCGAGCUCGGUUUCGACUCCCUCGUCGCGGUCGAUCUCCGGACUUGGAUGAUCAAGAACUUUCAGGCGAACAUUCCAGUGCUGAAAAUGAUGGCGAGUGAUUUUCAUAUGUCCACGUUGGUGGACCUGACGUUUGCGGAGAUCCCGGCCGAGUUGAUUCCGCACGCUCGAGCCAGUCCUCGUCUGUCGACCGUCGCGAGGGGGGGCAAACAAGCUGAAGGAUAG
Molecule: messenger RNA, 7395 nt
Organism: Hirsutella rhossiliensis
Lineage: Eukaryota; Fungi; Ascomycota; Sordariomycetes; Hypocreales; Ophiocordycipitaceae
Product: KR domain-containing protein
Exons: 12
Coding region: 1-7395 (2464 amino acids)
Biological process (GO): secondary metabolite biosynthetic process; fatty acid biosynthetic process
Molecular function (GO): fatty acid synthase activity
Source: RefSeq, a predicted model, not a curated record